AUGCGGGACAGCCUCGACCCAAGCGCUCCCGAGGAGCAGGGGGCCAAGAUCAUCAUCGGCGCGUGGACGACGAUGGCGGACAACGUGGACUACGGCCGAGCCUUCGUGAGCGAGACCAUCCGGAUGUUCAGGGUGAGCGACGCGCACAGGAAGGGCGACGAGAUGGAGGGGCCCGACCCCAAGGGCAAGCUGAUGUUCGCCCUGGCACCGCACUUCGACCUGAUGACGGCCCUCAAGAUGAGAAAAAAAACGAUCGUCCCGCCCACGAAAGAGUUCCACGCCGAGAAGUUGCUGCAGGCCAUGGGGGUGGCGUUGUGCAAAGCGGACGGGACGAAACCGAUCGGCAGCGGGCCGAAACUGGAGCUGGACCGAGUGGUCGAGCGCCAGCUGAAGGCGCUGCAGAAGAAGUGA
Molecule: messenger RNA, 411 nt
Organism: Prorocentrum cordatum
Lineage: Eukaryota; Dinophyceae; Prorocentrales; Prorocentraceae
Source: the annotation of a GenBank genome assembly